Molecule: messenger RNA, 535 nt
Organism: Cyanistes caeruleus (blue tit)
Lineage: Eukaryota; Metazoa; Chordata; Aves; Passeriformes; Paridae
Source: RefSeq, a predicted model, not a curated record
GGUGUGUUAAAUGGGGCGUGGCCUGUGCGGGUGUGUUAAAUGGGGCGUGGCCUGUGCAGGUGUGUUAAAUGGGGCGUGGCCUGUGUGGGUGUGUUUGGGAGGGGCGUGGCCUGUGCGGGUGUGUUAAAUGGGGCGUGGCCUGUGCGGGUGGGCGGAGCCUCACUGUCCCCGCCCCCCCGAGGUGGUGGUGGCCACCAACAUCGCGGAGACGUCGGUGACGAUCGAUGGCAUCGUCUACGUGCUGGACCCCGGCUUCUGCAAACAGAAGAGCUACAGCGCCCGCACCGGCAUGGAGUCACUGGUGGUGACACCGUGUUCCAGGGCCUCAGCCAAUCAGCGCGCAGGCCGCGCCGGCCGCGUGGCUCCCGGGAAAUGUUUCCGUCUCUACACGGCCUGGGCGUUCCAGCACGAGCUGGAGGAGACGGCGGUGCCCGAGAUCCAGAGAGCCGACCUGGGGUCACUCGUGCUGCUCCUCAAGAGCCUGGGUGAGCCUCUGGGGACACUGGGGACACUGGGGUGACACUGGGGACACUGG